UGGCGGCAUAACCUCAAAUUAGUUGACAAUUGACGUUUAUUUUGAUCGUGAUAUUGUUUUAUUUAUAAAUAAUAUCAAAGAUGUUUAUAGUAACUAAAGAAAUUGAUGGAGAAAAUAUUAGCAAACUGUGUCGUACGUGUUUGCGUGAGGACGGUGAUAAAAUGGUUUGUUUGUUCGUCGGACCAGCAGGUUCUUCACUUGCUGCCAAACUCAGAUCUUUAUCCUGUUUAGAAGUUUGGCAGGGUGACGGAUUACCAGAAAAAAUGUGUGACAGAUGCGUUACCAGAGCAGAAUCUGCACUUUUGUAUCGAGAACAAUGUAGAGCAGCUGAUAGAGCUUUAAGACAAGCUGCUUUAAAAGUUUCUGGUUUAACUUCAUACGCUACUGUAUCUGGUUGCAAAUUGUAUCAACAGAGUCAAGGUUUUAUGCCAGUACAAAAUUCUCAUAAAACUUUAAAGUGCAUAGAAUGUGGAGCUGUUUUUAUGAGCUAUCAAGAAUUAUGCGCUCAUAGUAGAUUGCAUUUACCUUUUGUGCAAGAAAAUAUUCCCGUUGAACAUAUGCACAUCAUAGAAUCUCAAAAUACGUAUCUUAAUUUCAGUCAUUUAAAUCCUAAUAUUUCUAACGAUGGUAUACAGAAUACACAAUUAUCACCGUUAAUUACAUCUAACGUAAUGCAUAUGAUGUCGAUGAACGAGGACGGUUCUAGCAGAGCAGCUUGUGCUUUACAUUGUUCUCUUUGUAAUCAUACAUUUACUAAUAGAACGCAAUUGAUUUGCCAUAAUAUAGCACAUACUACAGAAAAUAUUGAUAUAUCCUGUGACAACGAUAAUAUUGACAUUUGCGAGAAUUCUAAUCAAUUGCCACAAAAUUUGAGCUACGAAAGAUCCAUCAAUUCUGUUGACAAUUCCGUUGAAAAUUUAUCUUACCAAAGACCAAACGUGAAUAAUAAUCAAAUGCAAAAUUUAAACUUUCCAGAUAAUAUGCAACUCGGUGAUGUUCGAGAAAAUGAUACGCAACGUGUUCAGAAUAUAAUGCAUUCAGAAAAUGAUGUAACGAAUUUGCAUAAUCUACAAUAUGCUAAAACACAGAAUAUCGAAACAGAAAGACAUAUCUUAAAUAAUUAUCAAUCUUGUUCAUCCGAUUCUGAUUAUAAGGAAAAACUUGAUUCAAAGGAAUUGUCUGAUUCAAAUUUAAAAAAAUACAAAUGUAAAUUGUGUACUAAAAUAUUCAGUCAAAAAUCUAAAUUAUUGGCACAUCAGGUAUCUCAUAGCGAUCAAAAACCAUACAAGUGUCACAGUUGUGAAAAAGCUUAUGCUUCUAAAAGUAAAUUGAACGCACAUAUGAGACUUCAUACUAAAAAGAAUGUACAUUUAUGCAAAUUGUGUAACAAAGUAUUUACAUAUCCGUCUUAUCUCGAAGAACAUAUGAAAACUCAUAACAAGAUGUAUAAUAAUGAUUCGAAAAAAGUAUUACAACUCGAAGGAUUUCAAUGUAACACUUGCAAGAAACGAUUUAGAUUGAUCAAAAAUUUAAAAGCUCAUGAAAAACUGCAUACAGGAAAAGAUCUUAUUCAAUGUGAGAUAUGUGAUAAACGUUUUAGUCAAAACUAUAAUUUAAAAGUACAUAUGCAAACGCAUAAAUCAAUAAAGAUGCACAAAUGUGAAUAUUGUAACAAAUGUUUCACGCAAAAAGGUAAUUUGGUGGAACACUUGAGAAUUCAUACCAAGAUAAAACCAUAUGAGUGUAAAUUAUGUGGAAAAACAUUUUCUCAAUCGAGUCAUCUUAAAAAUCACGAAGUUUCACACGUUUCUUUGAGACAACAUCAAUGUCGAUUAUGUGGUAAACGUUUUAAAUUAGCUAAUCACUUGAAAAGACAUUUGAAUUUACAUACAGGAACUAAAACGUACAAAUGCGAACAAUGCAAUCAAAUGUUUUCACAAGCUUUCAGUUUAACGAGACAUAUGAAGAGACAUAGUGAUACUCACAUUUAAUUGUGUAUUGUAAAAAGAAAUUAUUUAUAUAAAGUAUAUCUAUAAUAUUACAAUAAUAUCAUUCUUA
Molecule: messenger RNA, 2058 nt
Organism: Polistes dominula (European paper wasp)
Lineage: Eukaryota; Metazoa; Arthropoda; Insecta; Hymenoptera; Vespidae
Biological process (GO): regulation of transcription by RNA polymerase II
Cellular component (GO): nucleus
Molecular function (GO): zinc ion binding; DNA-binding transcription factor activity, RNA polymerase II-specific; RNA polymerase II cis-regulatory region sequence-specific DNA binding
Source: RefSeq, a predicted model, not a curated record